UCUCUCUCUCUCUCUCUCUAUUAACGAACGUAACAAGAGAGAGAAAAGGAAGGAGAGAGAGUGGGGGUAAAAUAGGAAGAGAUGAGCAGCAGCGGAGGAGCGACGCAGGGACCGCACUCGCUCGCCUUCAGGGUGAUGCGACUCUGCAAGCCUUCUUUCCACGUCGAUCCUCCCCUCCGUAUUGAUCCUUUCGAUCUUCUCGCCGGCGAGGAUUUCUCCGACGAUCCCUCCUUGCUCCAACGCCAUCUGUCUUCUUCAGCCGACGCCGUCGACUCCGAUCUGAGUUACCGGAACAGGUUCAUCAUAAACCAGGCAACGGAUCCAAUCGGUCUAUCAGGUCUUCUCCUACUUCCGCAGUCAUUCGGGGCGAUCUAUCUGGGAGAGACCUUCUGUAGCUAUAUAAGCGUCAACAACAGCUCCACUUCCCAAGUUCGGGAUGUUACCAUCAAGGCAGAAAUUCAGACAGAGAGGCAGAGGAUUCUUCUUCUGGAUACAUCCAAAUCUCCUGUUGAAUCCAUAAGGACUGGUGGCCGCUAUGACUUUAUCGUUGAACAUGAUGUUAAAGAGCUCGGAGCUCACACGUUGGUUUGCUCUGCCUUGUACAAUGAUGCUGAUGGUGAGCGUAAAUAUCUUCCCCAGUUCUUCAAGUUUGUCGUUGCUAACCCUCUCUCCGUCAGGACCAAGGUUCGAGUUGUAAAGGAGACUACUUUUCUUGAGGCUUGCAUUGAGAACCAUACUAAAUCAAACCUCUUUAUGGACCAAGUUGAUUUUGAACCUGCCAAGCAAUGGAUUGCUCUCAGAUUACAUGAUUAUGAUCAUCUUCCCCCAACCAGUGAUCUUGGUGGAAUAAUACCUACUCCGCCCGUUAUUAUCCGAUCUGGUGGCGGUAUCCACAACUAUCUCUAUAAGUUAGUCCCAUCUGCUCAUGUUUCUGGGCAAUCCAAAUUCCAGGCAAGUAGUAUCCUCGGUAAAUUUCAAAUUACUUGGCGCACCAAUUUGGGAGAACCUGGCCGCUUACAGACCCAACAAAUCCUUGGCGCUCCAGUCAGCCGCAAAGAGAUUAAUAUGAGAGUUUUGGAGGUUCCAACUGCUAUACACUUAAAUACACCCUUUUCGGCAUCCUUCAAUCUCGCAAACCAAACUGAUAGGCAGUUGGGACCCUUCGAGGUUUCACUAUCACAAGAUGAAUCACAAAUGGAGAAGCCGGUUGCCAUUAACGGUCUGCAGAAACUGAUGUUACCAAGGCUUGAGGCAUUUGGAUCCAAGGAUUUCCAAUUGAACCUGAUCGCCUCCAAAUUAGGAGUCCAGAAAAUAGCUGGGAUCACAGCCUUGGACACAAGAGAGAAGAAAACAUACGAGCUUGUUCCAGAGAUGGAGAUAUUUGUAGAGGCGGACCAGUAAUCUUCCGGGUGAUUGUUAUUCCACCAAAGGUCUUGUGAUUGCAACACAUUUGUGGCAUUCAAGUUUUUUUUUUGUUUUGUUGAUUAGUGUUAAAAAUAAAUUUGGUUUAGAUGGAGAAAAAGAAGUAAACGGCUCUCAACCUAUUGUAUCUUGUUGCAGAUUAUUUGUUUUUUUUUUAUUUUUAUAAUUUUUUUUUUGAACCGAUAUUAAUUUUUUUUUUUUUUAUAAUUGAUUGAAAACUAUUUGUUGUUUGUAA
This is a messenger RNA of Raphanus sativus (radish), 1657 nucleotides long. RefSeq lists its product as uncharacterized. NCBI's taxonomy places the organism in Eukaryota, Viridiplantae, Streptophyta, Magnoliopsida, Brassicales, Brassicaceae. Gene Ontology annotation, cellular component: TRAPPIII protein complex. The coding region runs from base 82 to 1401 and encodes 439 amino acids. The record is from RefSeq and is a predicted model, not a curated record. The transcript has 11 exons.